AUGGCAAACUUCCUGUCCAACGCGCUGGGGAGCGACGGCAUCGCCAAGAUGGCCGGAGAGAAAGUCGGUUCUGAUGAGUGGAGGAUUGUUCUGGUUGGGAAGACGGGAGUGGGGAAGAGUUCAACAGGAAACACCAUCUUAGGUGAUGAAGUGUUUGAAUCCGAACUAGAUGCAGACUCUGUCACAUCAGAGUGCAAGAAAGAAAGAAGAGAGAUUGAAGGGCGAAAGGUUUCAGUCAUCGAUACUCCAGGACUGUUUGACACAACUUUAACCAAUGAAGAUGCCUGGAAGAUGAUCAGGGAGUGCAUGGCUUUGUCUUCUCCUGGUCCACAUGCCUUCCUGGUGGUUCUCCAGCUGGGCAGAUUCACAGAGGAGGAGAGACAAACAGUGAGACUGAUUCAACAAACGUUUGGUGAAGAUGCACCUAAAUACACAAUGAUACUGUUCACUCAUGGAGACAGACUGAAGAAACAAACCAUUGAAGAGUUUCUCUCAAAGAGCGAGGACUUGAGCGACAUCAUCAAGAAGUGUGACGGCCGUUAUCACGUCUUCAACAACGAUGCUGACGACCGGUCACAAGUCAGUCAGCUUCUGGAUAAAGUAGAGAAGAUGAUUCAGGACAAUGGAGGGUCACACUACACCACAGAAAUGUUCGAGAAAGCUGAAGAAGCCAUCGAGAAGUGGAGGAUUGUUCUGGCUGGGAAGACAGGAGUGGGGAAGAGUUCAGCAGGAAACACCAUCUUAGGUAAAGAAGUGUUUGAGUCUGAACUAGCUGCAGAGUCUGUCACAGCUAAUUGCAAGAAAGAAAGUGGAGAGGUUGGAGGGCGAAAGGUUGCCAUCAUUGACACUCCAGGACUGUUUGACACAAAGCUAACCAAUGAACAAGUGAUUAGGAGGAUCAAAAUGUGCAUCGGUUUGUCUGCUCCUGGUCCACAUGCCUUCCUGGUGGUUCUCCAGCUGGGCAGAUUCACAGAGGAGGAGAGACAAACAGUGAGACUGAUUCAAGAAACAUUUGGUGAAGAUGCGUCUAAAUACACGAUGAUACUGUUCACUCAUGGAGACAGACUGAAGAAAAAAACCAUUGGAGAGUAUCUGUCAAAGACCAAAGACCUGAGUGACAUCAUCCAGAAGUGUUACGGCCGUUAUCACGUCUUCAACAACAACAACAGCGACCCGUCACAAGUUAAUCAGCUUCUGGAUAAAAUACAGAAGAUGAUUCAGGAGAAUGGAGGAACACACUACACCACAGCAAUGUUCGAGAAAGGAGAACGAAUCAAACGUGAUGAGUGGAGGAUUGUUCUGGUUGGGAAGACGGGAGUGGGGAAGAGUGCAACAGGAAACACCAUCUUAGGUGAUGAAGUGUUUGAGUCUGAAGUGUCUGCAGAGUCUGUCACAUCUGAGUGCAAGAAAGAAACAGGAGAGAUUGAAGGGCGAAAGGUUUCAGUCAUCGACACUCCAUCACUGUUUGACACAGCUUUAACCAAUGAAGAUGCCUGGAAGAUGAUCAGGGAGUGCAUGGCUUUGUCUUCUCCUGGUCCACAUGCCUUCCUGGUGGUUCUCCAGCUGGGCAGAUUCACAGAGGAGGAGAAAGAAACAGUGAGACUGAUUCAACAAACGUUUGGUGAAGAUGCACCUAAAUACGUGAUGGUGUUGUUAACUCAUGGAGACAGACUGAAGAAACAAACCAUUGAAGAGUUUCUCUCAAAGAGCGAGGACUUGAGCGACAUCAUCCAGAAGUGUUACGGCCGUUAUCACGUCUUCAACAACGAUGCUGACGACCGGUCACAAGUCAGUCAGCUUCUGGAUAAAGUAGAGAAGAUGAUUCAGGACAAUGGAGGGUCACACUACACCACAGAAAUGUUCGAGAAAGCUGAAGAAGCCUUUGAGAGAGAGAGACAACGAAUCCUGAAAGAGCGUGAGGCCGAGGGGAACAAAGAGCUGGAAGAACUGAAGACCAAACAUAACAGGGACAAGUUAGCGAUAGAGCAAGACAUGAUGAAGGAAAGACGUGAGAUGGAAGCAAGGAUUCAGGCUGAAAGAGAGGCACAGAAGCCUGCAGUCCACGCUCCUCCUCCUCGUCGUCGUGGUUGUGUAAUCCUUUAA
Scomber japonicus (chub mackerel) is the source of this 2103-nucleotide messenger RNA. Its product is annotated as GTPase IMAP family member 8-like. Gene Ontology annotation, molecular function: GTP binding. The transcript is spliced from 5 exons. The coding region runs from base 1 to 2103 and encodes 700 amino acids. Lineage: Eukaryota; Metazoa; Chordata; Actinopteri; Scombriformes; Scombridae. The record is from RefSeq and is a predicted model, not a curated record.